Apis dorsata (giant honeybee) is the source of this 1871-nucleotide messenger RNA. RefSeq names its product KRR1 small subunit processome component homolog (gene dbe). The record is from RefSeq and is a predicted model, not a curated record. NCBI's taxonomy places the organism in Eukaryota, Metazoa, Arthropoda, Insecta, Hymenoptera, Apidae. Gene Ontology annotation, cellular component: nucleolus; small-subunit processome. The transcript has a single exon. Gene Ontology annotation, molecular function: RNA binding. The coding region runs from base 395 to 1417 and encodes 340 amino acids.
UCCUGUCUAUGAUCUAUGGUAAAGUAUUGAAAAUUGAGUAUACCACUUGAGUUUCAAUACUUUUCAAGAGAUGGCGUUACUAAAGAAAGUAAUAGAUAUUCUCGGACUCUAUAUUAUAUUUGUGUUCAUUGUUCAAUGAAAAUCAACAAUAUAACCUUAAAAUUAGGAACGGUAUGUUUAAGUAUCACGUGGAGUGAUUAAAAAUAAAUUUUUUGAAAUUUUUUGUUAUAAAUGCAAUUUCAAAAUAGUGCGAUUAUAUUAAAGUAUUAAUUUUUAUUUCAUAAACUAAAUAUAAUCAAUCGAGUCUCGAUUGAUAAAGUUAGUGCGAUGAUAGAAAUUAAUACAUAUUAAAAAAUUGAAAAUUAAAUAUUAUUACAAAAAUAUUAUAUAAAAAAUGAGUGAUUCUGAAAAAGAAGAUGAUUCCAAGAUAACGGGUCCAGUGGACAAUGCUUGGUCAUUAGAAAUUCCAUCUUUUAAAGCUGAGGAUAAUCCUAAUCGUUUACUUCAAGAAAGUUCAUUUGCAACUUUGUUCCCAAAAUACAGAGAACAAUAUUUAAAAGAACAUUGGCCAUUGAUUCAGAAAGCUUUAGACGAUUAUGCAAUCAAAGCUGAAUUAGAUUUCAUUGAAGGUAGUAUGACUGUGAAAACCACUAGAAAAACAUGGGAUCCAUAUAUUAUAAUUAAAGCUCGUGAUAUGAUCAAACUUAUGUCAAGAUCUGUUCCUUUUGAACAAGCAGUUAGAGUACUUCAAGAUGAUAUUAGCUCAGAUAUUAUAAAAAUAUCUUCGUUUGUAAGAAACCGAGAAAAGUUUGUCAAGAGACGUCAGAGGCUUAUAGGACCAAAAGGAUGCACUUUGAAAUCCAUUGAAUUGUUGACAAAUUGUUAUGUUCUUGUACAAGGACAGACAGUGGCUGCAUUAGGUCCUUAUAGAAGUCUUCCAUUAGUUAGACGUAUUGUUGAAGAUACUAUGAAAAACAUUCAUCCUAUUUAUAAUAUUAAAGCGUUGAUGAUUAAGAGAGAAUUGGCAAAAGAUCCAAAAUUAAAGAAUGAAAAUUGGGAGAGAUUUUUGCCUAAAUUCAGUAGUAAAAAUAUUAACAAGAGAAAGCAGCCGAAGAAUAAGAAAGAGAAAAAACCGUAUACUCCAUUCCCACCUCCUCAACAAGAGAGCAAGAUAGACAAGAUGAUAAGUACAGGAGAAUAUUUUUUGAACGAGGAACAGAAAAGAGCCAAGAAGAAGAGAGAACAAGAUAUCAAGCACCAGGAGGCUGAGAAAAGAAGACAGGAACGUAGGGCGCAAGCAUUUGUACCUCCUGAAGAAGCAUCUAAAGAGAAAAAGGAAGAGAAGGAUAAUAUAAACUUAGAUGAAUUUAAGAAGAAAGUUAAUAAUGCACUUAAAAAACGUAGUGCAAAAUCAUAAUAUUUAAACCACAAUAUUUAAACCAAGAAUUGUUAUUCUUGCAAGAUUGUUCACUAUAUUAUUUGAUAUUUUUAACUAAAUAAAAUAUUUGCUGGUUGUCUAAAAAAACAUCUCCAUAAUUUUUGGAAUAAUUCCAUCGUUUUAUUAAAAAACUUUGUUCCUAUGAGUUAUAAUAUCGCGUUCUUAAUGUACGAGAUACAAAUAUAUAUAAGUAUGUACCAAAUGUAUAUACUCAUAUAUAUUUCUUGUUUGGAUUUUUAAUAUGAUACAUUUGCAAAAUACAGAAUCGUAGAAAUUCAACGUGUACACCUUGAAGACAGGUAUUCAGUCGAAAACGAACGUCCAUAUGUAUGUAUUUUCUUUUAUUUCCAUGAUUAUUUUUAUUUGCAGAAAUUCAUUAUAAUUUCGACGUAGUUUUAAUAUCCAAAGGAUAACGUACAUAUAAUAAAUUAAA